Messenger RNA from Pecten maximus, 9384 nucleotides. Its product is annotated as polyketide synthase-nonribosomal peptide synthetase hybrid himA-like. The transcript is spliced from 7 exons. The coding region runs from base 1 to 7872 and encodes 2623 amino acids. NCBI's taxonomy places the organism in Eukaryota, Metazoa, Mollusca, Bivalvia, Pectinida, Pectinidae. Gene Ontology annotation, molecular function: fatty acid synthase activity; 3-oxoacyl-[acyl-carrier-protein] synthase activity. The record is from RefSeq and is a predicted model, not a curated record. Gene Ontology annotation, biological process: fatty acid biosynthetic process.
AUGGAGGAGUUAGAGGAGAUAGCCAUAGUUGGUAUUGGCUGUCGGCUUCCUGGCGCUAAUAACAUCAGAGAAUUUUGGGAUGUUUUGGUGAACGGAGAGAACCAUGUAAAGGAGAUACCAAAGGACAGAUGGAACCUGGACGCUAUCUAUGACCCAGACCCGGACGCGUACGGGAAAACCAACGUUCGUCGGGCGGGACUUUUAUCUGAACAUGAUGUUUGGGAUAACGAAUUAUUCGGAAUUCCCGAAAAAGAGGCGUCUGAAAUGGACCCCCAGCAACGAUACGUUCUAGAAUGCGUUCAUAUGGCAUUGGAGAAUGGAGGAAUCACAAAAGCAGAGCUGGGUGGUUCGUCCACGAGUGUGUAUAUUGGCGCUAUGAACAGUGACGCAAAAUCGUCCAAGGACGGGGACUAUUCACUCAUGACCAAUUACACCGUGACAGGAGAUGCGGCCAGCAUCAUCGCAGCCCGAGUGUCGUACAACUACAACCUGCUGGGUCCAUCACUUACCAUAGACACCGCCUGUUCCUCAUCUCUUGUGGCCAUUAAUCUAGCAACACAGUCUCUGAUAAUCGGCGAGUCGUCCAUGGCGAUAUGUGGCGGCGUCAACAGUAUUCUGUACCCAGACAUGUUUGUCACUCUGACGAAGGCACGGAUGGCGUCACCUACCGGCCAGUGUCAAGCUUUCUCCGCUAACGCCGAUGGAUAUGCCCGAGGUGAAGGAUGCGGCAUUGUUAUACCAGAGCGGCUGAGUGACGCCUUGAAGAACGACAGACAUAUAUGGGCAACCAUCCGGACAGGUUGUAACCAAGACGGCCAGACUGCAAAGCCAAUCACUGCUCCCUCAGAGGUUCAACAGGGAAAGCUACUUAAUGACAUAUAUCACCACUUUUACAACAUCAAUCCAAGUCAUGUUCAAUACAUAGAGGCCCAUGGUACUGGUACACCCAUCGGUGACCCCGUUGAGGUAAACAGUCUCGGUAGCUUCUUCAAAGAUCAUCCGACACAAUUUGGAAAGAGAUUGAUUGGAUCAGUUAAAACUAAUAUUGGGCAUCUGGAAUCCGCAGCUGGAGCUGCAAGUCUUAUCAAGACUCUUUUGAUGAUGAAGCAUGGGAAAAUUGUACCAUCACUUCAUUCAAUUCCGAGGAACUCAAAGAUAGACUUUGAGUAUUAUACCCUCGAUGUGCCAGCAUCAGUUCACGCAUGGCCUCUUCUGCAAGAUGGUUCAAGAGCUGCCUGUAUCAACUGUUUUGGAUUUGGAGGCACAAACAGCCAUGCUUUUGUAAGGCAGUGGGUUCAGAAACCGAUCGAUCCUACACCAAGUAUAGCCGAUGAGGACAAGCUAACAUGUAUACCUAUCUCGGCUAAAUCCCAAAACAGCCUGAUUAACACACUGAAAUAUUUGGUAACAAGACUUAAAGAUGAACCAUGCAAUUUGCAAGAAUUAUCAUACACUGCCUCGUGUAAACGGGAUCAUCUCCGAUACCGAAGGAUGUUCGUAGAGUCCAGUAUUACUGGCCUUGUAAAAAGCUGCAAUCAUGAGAUAGAAACGAUAUCAAUCAACAAUAUUAAACCGGGCAAGGAAUACAGAAUAGUGUACGUGUUCUGUGGCGUUGGAACAGCUUGGACAGAAAUGGGAAUGGCUAUUGUGCGAGAAUACCCUGUGUUCGCUAACACACUAACACAUAUUGAUACCUACCUAAUGCCGUUAACAGGAUGGUCCAUAGCGGACAAAAUACGGGACGGUGAAGACAUGGAAGACCCCUUCAUUAGCCAUAUUGGUAUUUUUGCAUGUCAGGUGGGAUUGUCAAAUCUUUGGAAACAUUGGAGAAUAUGUCCUGAUGCAAUCGUAGGUCAAUCUGUAGGUGAGGUGGCAGCUGCCUACUGUAGUGGAGUACUUUCUCUGUGUAAUGCAGUCAAGGUUGUAUACCACAGAUCUAAACUACUGGCAGAAACGUCAGGUGGAAGAAUGAUGGUGAUCAGAAAUAUUGACACAACAAAAAUAGCGGAGAUAUGCCGCAAGGUUGGACAGGUUGACGUUGCCGUAUAUAGCAGUCCUGUCGCAUGCACAAUCUCUGGUGAUGAUAUCAAAGUGGAAGAAGUGAAAACCCUCGUAACAGAAGAUGAAACCAAUACGAUCGAAAUACCACUAUUCAACGAAUUGAAUACAAAGUUUGCUUACCACAGCUACAAGGUUGAACAGGCGGCGAUUCGCAUUAAAGAAAGUUUGGAAGGGAUCGAAACUGAUACAUCAAAUAUACCAAUAUUUUCCACUGUAACGGGAAAGAUGGCUAACGAUUUCGGCACUCCGGAGUAUUGGCGGCGAAAUACCACUAAACCAGUAUUGUUCCAUCAGGCACUUCGAGAAUCGACCGAUGGGAAGCCAACUGUAUUUUUAGAAAUUGGCCCGGCACCCGUUCUUAAAGCGCAUUUGGGAGACAUAUUUAAAGACGAAGAUGUCACAGCGGUCCACUGUUUGAAAUCCAAAAGUGGUUCUUAUCAAGUGAAGAAAUGUCUUAUGGACCUUUAUGCAGCUGGUAUAAAUCCGAGCUGGGAAAAUAUCAUAGAGAAAAAUAACCUGAUAGACUUACCCUCAUACCAAUUUGAUGGCAAGCACUUGAUGGUAGAGUCGGACUUCCGCUUUCUCAGAAGACAUGGCCUAAUUGACAAUUCCUCAGGUCAAUAUCUUAUGUUGACACAGAAAGAGUCUGAAGGGGAAUUCAAGGUCAACUUUAGUCCAAACUCCACACCCUUUGUGUACGAGCACGUAAUCGAUGACGCCACCAUCAUACCUGGCGCUGUUUACACCGAGGUGGCAUUUGAGCUUGGUAUGAGCAGGAUGGGUAUUAUAGCUGAAAAUAUGCAAAUAGAGUACGAAAUUAUUAAAUCAGUUCCCUUAUUCAAAGGAAAGCCUUUUCAUCUUGAUUUACUAUCUAAUAUCACAGAAAAAAAUGAUAGUUUGAUGAGAGUUUCUUUCUCUAUUGUAAUGAAUGGGACAACGAUUGUCAGAGGGUCCAUCACAAACAAAAACCUUGUACAACGACAUAUCAUUCCUAUUAAAGAAGUGUGCAUACAUAAUGGAAAGCAAAUAGGACGCGAAGAUCUAUACAGUGGGUUGGCUAAACAUGGCUACAAAUAUGGCAACAUGGUCCAAGUUCUAGAAUCUGUAACAUUUGGCAAAGAGGAAUAUACUGGGUUUAUAGAACUAACUGAGGAUGUGACAAGACAACUACACCAGACUUCCUUCCACCCUGCUGUUCUAGAUGCCAUGUUCCAUUCUAGUGCUCUAGAUUUUUUUCCUGUUCGAACUACGUCUUCUUACAAAAUAUAUCCGAUUCGCAUAGGCAGAGUCUCAUUAUUACGACGACUGGAAAAAAGAAUGAUGUGUUAUACGCAAGUUAUACAGAAAGUGUAUGACCGGAUCAUCACCAACAUCAUCCUAACUCGACUGGACGGUCUGGUGCUGGCUGAGGUUCAGGAAGUUGAACACCGGAUUAUGAAUGGUAGCCUAACAGUAAAUGAUAUUGCUUAUCAGAUCACCUGGACAGUUGAGAGUAUUCCAGAGGUUACCAUCAACGAGCAUUAUCAAAAGGAGAAAAACGUUACAAUCUUCUUCGAUGACAGCACCGUAUGCAAAAUGCUGAGGAGUUUAUAUCCGAAGGGAGACUCAAUCAAGUUGCGUGAUGUGAUAGACAACUCCGAAUCAGUAGCCUCCUGGGAUCUAGAACAGACUGAUGUAGUAAUAUUUGUUCCAGAUUCGUUCAAUCAAAGGAAAAGCAGCAACGAUUUGUUUAGUCGUGUUUGCAAAAACUGCGACGCCUUCCUUACCACCAUGAAGAAGAUGAAGGAUGUGAACAAGCCAGUGAUAAUAGUUACUGAGAAUACACAAGGCAACGCCACUGAAACAGCCGCUGAUAAAAAUGUAAUAGGUGCUGAAUUAUGGGGUUUUACUAGGUCCUUAAGACAAGAAGGAACAAAAUGUCGAAUGAUUCUGAUAGAUGUGCAACCCACAAUAGCCUCGCAAUUGGAUAUCUUGUACAAAACCGUUGACAUCCUUACGUCCGAUUCCCCUUCUUCAUUUACGGAAUUUGUCAUCGUUGAAGGGCAGUUGCAUAGAAAUAUCCUUCAGCGGCGGCCACAGAACAGUUUUCAUAGCGAAAAAAGAGUAUUAUCUACUGACAUACACCUCGAUCUCCAGUUACAGUCUGUCACUUCGGAUAGUAUCGACAGUCCAUUUCUGACACCUUGUGAUCUCCCCUGUAAAUUUGGAAACAAUGAGAUCUGCCUCCGAGUUGAGGAAAUAUGUAUCCAUUCGCCAACCGAUUUUCGCCUCACAGAGUUAGAGACAAGUGUUAGCAAAUCGCUUUGGUCGGAAUACAGAGGCGGAUAUCCAGUUAUUGGGUUAGAGUUCCAAGGAACUAUCCUUACCGCACAUAGAUCGAGGCGCGUUGUGGCAUGUUACCCAUCGAGGAUAACCAACAAAAUUUGCGUUCCAAAACAAUGUGUAUGCGAUCUCUCCAGCCUGCCAAUGUACAGCCCCGGUUUAAUUAUCAGGUCCAUGCUGAUGUGGGCUAUAACGGAGAGGAUCAGACGCAAAUCUAAAAUUUGUAUUGUGACUGAGGCAGAUCCGUCUGAAGACGACAAAGUUUCCCUUCUCCGUGACAUGGUUGAAACUGUCAAGUAUAGCCAAGUUCGAAUCACAUCAAUUUGCUCGUUACGUAAUUGCCGUCAACUAGAGGGUGACGUGUUUGUAUUGUUACAAACAUAUCCUCAACCAGAAAUAGCAUGUAUUUUACAGCCGGGGAAUACCAUUUUGUGCUUUGAUGAUGUGAUGACAUACCUAUCAAAUAAACGGAUUCAGCUGAGUUCGAAAGGAAUGAAUGUACAUAUUGUUUCAAAGACGAAAGUGUUUGAGGAAAACAACGUUGUAACCACAUUUCCUAAAGUAAUCAGCUGGCUGCAAAGGCGGCGAAAAUCACAUGACCUUUCGAUAAAUGUCAUGAAAUCACUACAGCUGCAAACCAUCAAUCUCCUCGACACGAAAUGUGGGGAUAUCAUGGAUGUCAACAUUAAAGCAAUGGGCGAUAACAUUUUCCGCAAAAACGCAACGUAUGUUGUUGUCGGUGGAUUGACAGGCCUUGGGUGGGACAUCGUCAAAUGGCUGGGCCACAAAGGUGCUGGCGUUGUAGUACCGCUAUCAAGAAGAGGUGCUAACCCACAGAUGGAAGAUAAGCUCCGAAACGCAAUGGACAUGCACAAAUAUAAAAUUGUGCCAAUGAUUUGCAAUGUUGCGAAUGAAGUUGAUGUAAAGAGGACUUUUUCUGCCAUCAAGUUACAAUUUUCUAAGCAUCCUGUCAAAGGCAUAUUUCAGGGAGCUGGAGUUCUAAGAGAUACUCGAAUUGAAAAUAUGACUAUGGAGAAGUUCAAAGAAGUGAUGGAGCCAAAGGUUUUGGGAACAUGGAACCUACACCUAAUGUCUAAGGAAUUAGUGUUGGAUUUCUUUGUUAUGCAUUCUUCAACAACCUCUAUCUUUGGAAAUGCUGGACAGACCAAUUACGGAGCUGCCAAUUCUUUCAUGGAUUCAUUGGCCCUGUACAGACGAUCAAUCAACCUGCCUGGGACGACAAUUAACUGGGGCGCUUUGGCGGUCGGAAUGGCGACUGAUGAGACCAUCAGAAAUAAUUUAGAAGCACAUGGCUAUUAUGUGCUUGAAACAGACAAGAUAAGAGAAUGCCUUAUAGAUUCUUUAAAUCUAGACCCAUGCCAAGUCAUUUACGGUUUAUUUGAUUGGAGCAUGGUCGCGAAAAACCCCGCCACUGUGCCGACGUCCAUCAUUGACAAGGAAGACAGCGCUGUUAUCAAUCAAUCGUCAUUUCGAAGGCGCGAAAUAAACACUGUGCUGAAUAUUGCAGAACUCAAAACGACAUCAUAUGAGGAUCAGAGAAAGACUCUUGCAUAUUUAUUGUUAUGCUGUUGUUCUAAAGUGUUGUCGAUAGAUACAAGUGACUUGGAAGAAAAGCAAAACCUUCUUGGACUUGGUAUGGAGUCACAAAAGUCUGUUGAAUUAAUCCAGAUUGUACAUGAGGCUACAGGUUAUCGUCUUCCUGUAGCUUAUAUUCUGUCUCCUGAUUACACAAUAGGCAUGGUCAUCGACUUUCUGCAUUCGCAAAUCAUCAAUAACACCGGAGACAAGGAUGAAAGUUCUGAAAUGAAAGAAGACGUACUUGGAUCACCAACAUGGAUGCAAAAGUUCUAUAUUGACACGCACGAGACGUAUCCCCUUGACUCUAGUCUUUGGUUCAGUAUCGAUUUCAAACUUGGAAGCGGUCUAUCGAAUAUCGAUCUUUGGCGUACUAUCCUCCGAUGGAUCACAAUAAGAAACCAGGAACUUAGAACUGUCUACCGUCCUACUAAUGAACGAAUUAGAUUUGGCAUAAAAAGGCAUAUUUUGGAUCCAGAGGAUGCCAAAGUAGAUUUGCGAGUUGUUGAUACUUGUGUGAUCAAAAGAGAUUGGACAGACAGGGAUGUCACCAAUUAUUGCACAUUCGAUAUUACCACAGAUCCACCAAUGCGGGUUCUUUACGGAAAUACUGGCAAGGAGCAUGAUAUCAGGUUUAUCAUGAGUCAUAUUACCUUCGACUUACAAAGUUUCUUCGCAUUGGUAUCACAACUCCACUCGGAUAUAUCGACAUACCUAAAGAAAAAGGAUGUUAUCUUGAAACCUACAUAUACUCAGGAUAUGACGUCGCUGAUAGAAGAACGUCUUGAUGACGAGAUGUUUUAUUUGCAAGAGUUCUGGAAAGGCGAGCUUAACACAAUUCGUAAUGAACCGGCUCUUGUCGGGUCUGAGACAACUGCACGUGUCUCUGGAAAGACGGAGAAGAUAUCGAUUCGACUACCAAGAGAGUUAGUAGAUAAAAUCAAUAACAAUGACAACGAUGUAACGGGACCUACUCUACUCUUCUGUUUCUACCAAAUUCUUCUCCACAAGAUGACGUCUGUAUCUACUACUCCAGUUGUACUGACAGUGGACAUGCGACGACACUUUCCAGAGUUAACCAACAGGAUAUUUCUUGGUACAAACUACAUACCGAUCAUAACAGUGUUUAAGGACGCGCAUGCUACACUGGGAGAAUGUAUUAAGAUGUGUUCAAGGCAAAUGGCUCUGGCUAGCACCAACAGUUUGUAUCCGUUUCUGCUCAUCACACAGAACAACUCUGAUGUCAGCAGUGCUUUUCGGCAUUUCUUUAAUGUUAGAUAUGUGUCACAACAAACAUUCAGAAAUGCGCAUCACCAAAACUAUUACAUGGAAAACACUGGCUAUAACACAGGCUUCCUGAACCAUAUCGAAACAGCUUUGAAUAUCGUAACUGAUACCGAGACCGGGUCUAUAGAUUUCGUAUUGAGUUACGAUUCAGCCAUCGUAAGCUUGGCCACAGCAAAUAAUAUGCUGGAUGAUCUUCUGUUAUUAGCCUGUGUGAAUGCUGUGAAUUCGGACAUCCAGCUUGGCAAUAUCCCAUUACAGUGCUGUCACUCAAAUGCAUCGGAUGGAAUGGAUCAACUAUUGCAAACAGUGAGGUUUUUGAAAGAGUCGUCAAACGGUUGGCAACAUCCGGUACAGUUGAGAGUCACCAUUCAGAACAAUGUACCUCAGUUAGCAUGGGACAGGAUUGACAGUAAAGCAGGGUCGCCCAAAAGAACGAUUUCUAUUCCCCAUGUUCUUGCUGUUGAAAUGGGAAAUCUGCACGAAUUCUGGGUUCUAAUCAUCCAGACAAUCAAAAGACAGUACUUCUUCAAGACAGACGACUACAUCAUGGCACUACUGUGGAAAGCAAGAAUACGUAUUCUUAUAUCAAGGCAAAAAUUAAUGUAAAAACAUGACACUCUUGUGCAUCAAGCUUAAGUGGUUUUUUAAUCGAUAUACAAAGUGGUCAGAAGAAAAUCACCUUUCUCUUUUGGAUAGUCCAGAGAUGCUGUGUAGAUACGUUCUUAUUUCAUCAAUACAUGUACAUAUUCGCAUAAAAUGAGUCAAAUAUCUAAUGUCUGUCUACAGUCAAUCAAAUUGCCCGAAGUAUAUGCAAUGCUGGAUGUUAUAUAGCAUGUCCGAUUUCCGUGUUAAAUAAUUAUAAUGGUUAUUUUGAGACUCGACACUGCACAUUACUUAAUUAUUGAAUCUGAAAAAAAAAUAUGAUUCUAAGUUAGCAAUUUCACCAUACUGCAGCUUUUACAGUAAUAAAUAAAAUAGUUACAAUAAAUAGCGAUGUUAACAGGCAACUUCGCUUCGAUUUCUGAUCGCAAGUUUGUAAACAAUGCCACGAGUCAAGAAUCUGGCGCCAUCUUCAAACGGUUACAGAAAGAUUAAUUAAUUGAUGUUCGAUGCUAAUACGUGAUUUGUUGAUUCUAGAGAUUUUUUAUUGAAUCCUUUUGUGUAUUUAGCCCUCCUUACUAGUGAUUACAUCGCCAAAGACAAUCAAUGUGGUCAAAUAUGUCUUUUAAACUCUUUGGUGACUUUGAAGCUCAAUGUCCUUUAUAUUUAGUAUUUAAAAUAUCUUCAGUCAGUAAAGGAGAGAGGAAUAAUUGACAUCAUAGCAAUGAUACUCGCAAUAAGCGCAUGUUACCUUUGAUUGUUAUCUUUAAAGUUGCAUUCCAUUACUUUAUUUCUUUCCAAUAUUACUGUUGGCUUCUAGCAUAUGAUCGAAAUCAAAAACGCUUAAUCCGUUAUCCGUUAAUUGUACUUGAUUGAGAAGUGCUAGAAAGAUAUCUCUCAAACUUAAUAUGAAGGUUUCCCCUGGAUUAUAGUUUUCCUCGUUUAAUUGUGAGACUGAUAAGUAAAACUAAAUGACCAAUAGGAGGCAAUAUUGGAGAUUGACAGUUGCAACGCUUGCUAUUAGAUUAAUAUAUCUAACACUAUGAGGCGUAUAUUCCCUUGGGUCCCUUGUAGUUGUCUACGUUGGAUUUAGAAAUGAGCAUCCGUCUGAGAUUUCUAAAAUAAAGUUUUCUUAUUCCUGUUUCCGGACAUUCCUCAAACAUAAUUUAUAGUUUUCUCCCGGUCUUUAGAUGUGACCGCCCAAUUUUGAGUGUGAUGUAGAAAGCAAGAUGACAUACAGAUGUCCAUCUUUAAUUGGAUAUUGUCAUUUUAAGAGUGCUACCGUUUUUUAGGUGAAAUGGGAGAUAAUACAGACAAUCGUCCACAUUUUAUGUCGACAUUUGAAGGUUGUUAUCGCUAUGCAAUGUGUAACGAUUGAAUGACCAACAGACAGUUAUUUUUUUCUUUUUUUGACAAGUUAUUUUUUAUGUUUAGCCUAAUUCAGUUAUUAAUUGGCGCUGAACAAACAUAUUGAUUAUCAACUUAGCCAUGGCGUCGUUAUAAUAUAUAUAUAAAUAU